AUGACGAAAACAAAGGUUAACGGUAAAAAUUCCUCCUUGAAUAAUAAUUCACCAUCUUCUUCCAUAAUUAUUAGUAAAAGAAUUACCCGUAGUUCAAUUAAAAAUAAAGAAUUAAAAGUUCAUCUUAAUAGGCUUCAAAUCAAUAUAAAUCAAACUCAAUCUUCUUCUAAUAUUUCUAAAGAACUACGGGUAAUAUUAGAACCUCUUAAUUUUAAUCUUCAUCAUUUAACUCCCUUGACCGUUAACCUUACACGUUUAGAGGACACACCCAAUGUAAGUCAAUUAACACCAAUUAAGACUCGAAAUUGGUCAAAUAAUUUGCGUCGCGUUAAAAAUAAAAACAAAAAUAUUUUGGCAAGUUCACAACAAAAUCCACCUCUUCAAAAUUUGCGUAUUAAUAUAAACAGAUUACCGGAUAUUAAUCAACAAACUCAACACGAUCCCAUCAUUGAACAACAACCGCUUCAAAAUUUGCGUAUAAUUUUAAAUAGAUUACCGGAAAUACCACAACCGACAAACGUAACUAACGAACCACCGAGGAGGGCUCCGGUAAUCACUCCUCAAAGAUUAACGUGGCAACAACGUAUGGCUCUUAACAACAUAAAUAGAAACGUAAGACCAACGCGAUCAUACCGUGAUGGUAUUACAGUUUCCGCGGCGGAGGUGGAAGAAAUUUGUGCAAAUCGGGUACAUAACUUAGGCCCGAUGGAUAUAACAUGCCUCCAUUGCGGUGCGAUGUUCUUCCCAAUAGAACGUCAUGCCGUCAAAGGAGUAAGAUCUUGGACAUGUUGUAAGGGCGGUAAAAUCGUGUUACCGCCUUUACGUCCGAUACCUGCAGAAUUGAUUGAAUUAUUCACCGGAGAAGGAGAAUGGUCCAAUCAAUUUAGGGAUAAAAUUCGGUUCAUCAAUGGUUUGCUAGCGAUGGCCUCCUUUAAAACGUCCGUUCCGGGAGAUGCUGAGAACCAAACUGGCCGUUGUUUUGCUAUCAGCGGUCAGAUUUUUCAUUUUACCAAUCCUCUACCAAAUACUCAAGAUUUAACCGCUCCUAGGUUAAAUCAAUUUUAUUUUAUUGACGUCGGUGAAGCUAUCGCUAAGCGUGGGACAUAUAUCGAAGGACAGGUCGACAGAACACUAGUCGAUAAAAUCGAACGUGUUCUUCGACGCGUUAAUCGGUAUAUUAACGCCUACAAAACCAUGGCCGAGGUUAUUCGCGAAAUACGAACGGAAUCGCGAACAUCAGGUAGAGGGGAUAUACUAAAUGAUGUUGUUUUGGCGUUUUGCGAUAAUAUCAACGAAAAACGUCGAACACAUCAUUUACCAGAGAGUCGUUCCGAUAUUGCGGCUCUUUUUAUCGGCGAAGACCCUCCGUUUGACGUCGAAUUAAAAAUAUAUCCUCGAGUGAGCAAUAUAACAUCCGCCCAGCCACUCAGAACACCAAGACCUACCGAUUCUGUUCAGACAGAACUUGACGAGGAAACUUUGGAGGAACUCUUUCAGUCGCAAUCGCAAACAAGACCACCACGAACCAUUCAACACCACCACCAGUUAAAAAAUUUAAAUAAAAUAGCAGAUCCGAUUUUCGAAAGAAAACUAAAAGAGUUCCUUCGAGGUUUCACAGACCAUCAACUUUACGGACGCGUACUAAACUACCACCUCAUCGUUGAAUUUCAAAAAAGGGGACUUUCACACUCCCAUAUCGUCUUUACAUUCGUUCAAGACGAUAAAAUACACCACGAACGCGUUGUUGACGCUUUAAUAUCGGCAUGCAUCAACUUCAUUAUAAGUCUCAAUCAACGGUCCAAAUACCAUCGACCAAACAAUAGCCGUAUUGUCUUACUUGCGAACGAAACAUUGCCGAUAGACAACCGUCACGUCGUCCCCUACAACUCUUACGCGCUCGCAAAAUAUAACUGCCAUAUAAAUUUCGAAGUUGUAGGAGCUGCGGCCAUCAUCAAAUACUUGCAUAAGCAUUUGAUGAAAGGAUGGGAUCGUGUAUAUAUUGAUGUUAACGACAAAAAUAAUCGCGUUAACGAAAUUCAUCGUUAUAUUGAGUGUCGGUACGUUAGUUCAACAAAAGCAGCCUGAAAAUUGUU
Messenger RNA from Sitophilus oryzae (rice weevil), 2093 nucleotides. RefSeq lists its product as uncharacterized. The transcript is spliced from 2 exons. Lineage: Eukaryota; Metazoa; Arthropoda; Insecta; Coleoptera; Curculionidae. Bases 1 to 2085 code for a protein of 694 amino acids. The record is from RefSeq and is a predicted model, not a curated record.